AUGUCGACGUACCUAGCCGAGUCACUCAACUCGAUCGCGCUCAGCAGCGCCUUGAUCGACGCGCUCUCGUUUCGUCGUGACCAAGCCAUGCCCCGCGCGAUCCUAGCCACCGAAAAACAGUUCGAAGCUUACAUGAUUCGCGAUGCCGAGCCGUACGAAUUAGCCCUGUUCCGCCCUACGCUCGAGUCUCGCUAUGACGCGCUCGACGGCGAUUUGAUCGACGAAGAUCACGCGGGGACUGCCUUUGGCGCUUCGGGCGGGGCUGGAUCGGUUCUUGGAGCAGAAGAGAAAUGGACCGCUACAAAGAGGGGUGGACCGCAAAGGGCUAAUAUGUUUGAGAAGGCGAGUCCUCUCAAGGAACGCAGGGGGACUGCCGCGGCAGAGGAUCCUGAUAGGUGUUUGAGGGCCGCGCUCAAACUGCUCAGCAUCUAGUGAGUACCGUCCGGCUGAUGAGCCUGAGGAAAGAGGUACUGAGUGUUUCUGUUCAUAGUUCACUUCCGAGGGCAACCGAGCAUGUUGAAGCGUUGCAACACCAGUUCAAUGGCCUGCUCGAGACGAUGAUCGAACACGAGGAAGCGCUCAAGAAGGUGGGCAGAAUUCGUCGCCGGGUAUGCGGGUUGCCAUUGAUACUGAUGUUGCUUCCUUUCUCUCGUUGGUGCCUAGCCUCUUGCACGUGCAGCAACGGAUCCCCAUGAGCAAGAGCUCCAGCGCGCAGCCGACAUCGAGGAGGCGAUCAAGCGCGAGCAGAUGGAGAUUUUUGCGCUCCAGCAGAUCCAUGCGGAGAAGCAAGCAGAGGUAAGAACAGAGCACAUCAAGUGAUCCGAUCUUUAAAUGCAGCUGAUGGAUCCUCUCGCCGCCAACAGGUUGCUGCUGCAUCUUCUAAGACUAGAACGCGACGCAUUCCAAUGGCGAAAGCCCCUCUCCCUAGUCCUGGGGAGGCAAACCCUUUCGCAAAGUCGGAUAUGCUCGAAAAGCGAGCCGAAGCCGUUGCGUCUCAAGGUACUCCUGCACGAGCUUCCUCUGGUGCUCAGCCGACGUCAGCUUCCAGGACCACGCCGCGUGCGAAUCGCGGCAUGAUCUCAGCGACAGCUAGUCCUCGCUCCCCAGUCAAGUCAACACCUCCACCGAAGUCGCCUGCUGCCCGCAGCCCGGCCGCAGGUACGCCUAAGCGGACUCCUACGAUCACGUCGUCUCCGGGCUCUAGCCGCCAGACUACGCCUCGAGCUGCCCGCACACCAGCUGGGGUGAGGUGGAGCCCCGCCAAAGCGUCACCCAAGAAAUCCAAGGACGCUGAACUACUUCCCUCCGGCGUCACGGCGGCCGACUUGGUCCAGUAUUCGGUGCGUGUACAGGCUGAUCCGCUGUAGAGAGCAUGUGUCAGAAUGCUCAUCCUGUGUCAACCGCAUUCACAGAGCAAGCUCUGGGCAACACUCGGAGAUCCGAUCCGUCCGUGGGCUCGGGAAGCGCUUCCACCACAGGAUGCCGCAGAGGCUCCGGCCGAAGGAGUCUUGUCCAUCGCCGACACAUUGCAAGUCUUCCUAGCUCACAACAGCGAGAGCGCGAAAGGGAGCUCAUACGCAACUCCUUCUCAAAUCAGGGCCACCCUUCGCACCGCGAUCAACGCCGCCUCUACGGCCCCUAUCGAACCCGUUUCGCCAGCCCGAAGUCACGCCACGACGACAAUUACGAACGAGGACGACCCGUUGCCCCCUUCACCUGCAUUGGCAAUGGAAUAUGAGGCGCUCAACCUGAUCCUGUCAACGCUUUCGCGCACACCCUUGGUCCCUCCACCCUCGUCUUCCUUGCCCCCUCUGUCCAUCACUCUCCGCGACGCUGUACUCCCUUCGUCGCUCGGGAGCGCAGGAGCAGCCACAUUCGUCGCCCCUCCACCGGGGAAGAAAGAUCCCAUGAUCUCGAUGAAUGCGCUCAAGUUGCAUCUCAGCGACUUCGCCAAGGCGCGAGGAUGGGCCGAGGAUCUCGUCACGCCGACAAUUUAUUCGCUCGUUUCGAAGCAGGUUUUGAGGAUUGAUCGGAGGGGUAAGGAGGGCCCGAUGUUGGGCUUCAAGGUUUGA
Microbotryum saponariae is the source of this 2072-nucleotide messenger RNA. Lineage: Eukaryota; Fungi; Basidiomycota; Microbotryomycetes; Microbotryales; Microbotryaceae. The record is from the annotation of a GenBank genome assembly.